CAGAAGUGGUAUUGACCGGCUAGCCAGAACCAAGUAAGCAAGAUUCUCAAGUGUUUCCGUGAGGAACUGGCCACUGCCUUUGGGAAAUAUACGAUCAAAAUAGAACACAAGAAUAACCUCAAUCUGUGAGUUAUACUGCUAGAGUACACGUAAACUAACACAUCGAGGAGUGUUUGGCUUCAAAUGAUCAGGUUUGGUACUGCAACGUACCAUUGAAGCCAAAAAAUGAAACCGAAUUUAUAGUGAACGAUUGUAAUAUAUAUGGGAGUGGAUACUCAGUCAGUGAUACUAAUAAGAUAAUGACUGAAAUGAAGAAUUAUGUCGUAUCUAAGUGUAGGGACGAAUUUCGAAAGUAACAAAAACGGAAAAGACGUUAUCUAGAAAGGAAAAUACAUCAAAUUGGACUUUCUACAUCUUUACCAGCAACUGCAAUAUAGGGACCAAAGAUAGGUGUCGCUGAAAGGCUGGAAUUCAAGGAUGAAGUUUAAAGAAUUUUGGACGAAUUCUUUCACUCGUCCGAAGAAAUCUAAGAAGAAGCAAAAAGGACAACCAGUUUUUGAUUACGUAACUAAGCCACAAGAGACAACCAAUUCAAGCACAGCAACCUCUAGUCCAACAAGCCCGUCUGAUUCAGCAAACGGAAACUGCAGACCAAACAAUCGAGGCAAGAAUGAAGUGAAAGCCAACAAGUUUUUAGUGACUGAUGAUUUCACAUAUUUCGAUGAUAAGCGCUAUCAAAACAGUGUAAACAACGCCAAUAACAAUUGCCAAGUGGAUCAUUUUAAUAUCUUCAGUGCUGAUACUAAGACAAACUGCGCUUGCUACAAGCACAUCGACUCCUAUUGUACAAUAAGCCAGAGAGCAGGAUCACAGAGACCACGUAUCAUCCCAGACAAUGAGACCAAGCUCACGUUGGAGCAUUUCGGUGAUACACUAUACGCAACUGUUCCAAAAAAUCGAUCGAGAAUUCGGACCAACCCAUGGCUGGCCUCGCCCGACAGCAUGAGCCCUGCUAGUAGUAUUACAUCUGGUUCACCAGCUUAUUCCCCAACAAACCAGAAACCUUUCAAGGAAAACGGAGAACGCAAAGCAUCCAUUAAUUCCGAUAGCUCUGGUAAGAGUUUCGACACAGAUAGAAAGAAAAGAAAGUGUGAUUUCGAAAUGACUUCGCCUAUAGUAGACGACAAUGAUAGAACAUUAACAAGGUCAUCCGGCGUUCAUGACUAUGUGAAUAUCAUGGAAAGUUCCAUGACAUCAACUGGAAGCACUGUUCCAUCAGAAACAAGCUUUACAACGAUGGAAUCAUACGAGUCUCCAAUGGCGACAAGCACGGAUAGUUUCACUUCUGGACAUUACUACGAACAACUUCGAAACGGACAUGGGAAUACAAGCCCUACAACCCAUAAUGUAACUGUCCCGAUUGUAAUCCCGGCAAAAGGACGACCUCAAAGUUUGAACAUCAACAACAGGACAACUAAGACUAGGGUAAUGAGAGAGCUAACCCCGUCAUUCGAGGACAGUUUUGAAUAUGAAGAGUCUCUGGAGACAGCACUCGACGAUUCUCAUCUGGACGAUGUCACCCCUUGUAACAGUGACGAUGAGACAUUGAAUGAUCUGGACAAAUCAUGUGAUAAUAGAAGAAUCAAUGAGUUAAAUGUGAGACAAAAUAUCACACAGGAUAGAGUUAUAUUGCGCCAGCUUGACAAUAACGUGGCACAGGAGGUCACUACUACUGGCAGUCGCAAGCCUGAUAGAGCAUACCAUACAUUGGAUAUAGCCAUGAUUAAAUCAAGAAAAGACGAUAGGGCCGGCAAAGCGUCGGGAAGAUCAAUUGAGCAGAUCCGUGAAAGCCUUGAGGAGAAAGUUACGAGACUAAGGAAGGAAAAAUGGGUCGUAUCUGAAAAGAUCCGCCAAGCGAAGGAAGAAGAAAGGGUGAGAAUACAAGAAAAGUUGAGAUUUCAAAGACAAGUGACAUUACAAAGGAAGGAGAUGCUACUGAAGACCCUACAGGAGUUGAGGGAAAAACUGGACAGUCAGAGUUACAGGCUACAAGCUAGCUACAAUCACAUGUUGUUCAUGCAUAGGAAUGAAUCCCGGCAACGUAUCUUACAAAGCAAUGAAGGUGACCAUGCACUAAGAGCUUUACCAGUGCAUCACCCUCUUGUGAAAGAAUCUCCAUUUUGAAUGUAUUGUAAACAAUUGAUCUCUUGAAGAUGAGAAAAUAAGAUCAUAUCCACAAAGGUUCUGUAGUAAUAUUUAGCCAGGGUGUAUUUGGUACAAGAACCUGGUAUUUAUGGUAUUGUUUAUCUCAUAUUUCUUACAUAUGUGUAAAGUAGUGAAGUGAUGGUUACAAAUCAGUCGUAUUGUUUAGUAUUGAUGUAAACAUAUACCCAAGGUUAUUUGGAUGAAGCAGCUUUUUCAGAGUAAGAAACAAAAUCAAUUGCAAAUUACAAAUAUGAACACUUGCUACAAAGGUAUUAGCUUCAAAAUGAAAUCUGACUUUCAAUUAGAAUCAUAAGCUGGUAUCAAGUUUACAAUUUUAUCUUUUGGCCAAGUUUUAUUAAUACAAAUACGCCAUUUUAGUGACGUUUAGGUAUAGUUCCAAUUGUUUCAUUAGAAUGAGCAUCUUCAUGACUUUUUCUGUAUUCUGUAUAUAUGGCAGACAGCAGGUUUUGAAGUACAGUUACUUUGUAUAUUUUGAAAUCAAAACCAUCUUUGUGAAUCGCUUUCUUCUUUAUCUUGAGACAGCGUUCUUGUUUUUAAAAUGAUGACACAAUGAUUUACUUCACUUGGUAUAAAUCUGUAAAUAUUUAUACUGCACACAUUUUGGACUUGAUGAUUUCGAGCGUGGACUUUGAAUAUUUAUGUGAGCUAUUUUCAUAUUUGAUUUAUUGGCUCAUAUCUCCGUGUUUCACUUGAUCCCCGAUUAGUUCACAUCAUCAAUGACACUACACAUGGUGUUUAUAAGAAUCAAUGAAUCAAUUUGAUUGGAAGAUAUCAAAUAAAUAUUAUAAGGUUUCAAUGUUAUUUUUCUCAUAUUUUACUUCUUUGCAUUACCAUUGUCCAUCGUGUAUAUUGUAUGUAUGAUGAAGUAUGUUCUGGAAAUAUACAAGUUUCACAUGGCCCAAAAUAAAUACAGCAGAAUAUAAUGGAGGCAGAUGUGACAAUGAAAUAUGAAAUAUUUUGAAAUAAUCCAUAUUCCAUUGUUAAUGUGUCAAUAUGGUAUUUAUCCAAGAAUGUUGCAUUUAUAUAGACGAUCUACAAAUUAUUGAUAAUGUUGAUAUAUAGUUAUAUAUUGUAUAGUUUUAGUAUUGUGGAAUAUUGGACAUUUAGAAACAGAUUAUUCAUUGGGCAUCAAGAUUAGCCCUUCCCCGAUAUACAGGGUGUCCAUAAAGUGUCCAUCCAUCCAAGAGACUUUAUCCACACCCUGUAUAUCUUC
Molecule: messenger RNA, 3439 nt
Organism: Owenia fusiformis
Lineage: Eukaryota; Metazoa; Annelida; Polychaeta; Sabellida; Oweniidae
Source: the annotation of a GenBank genome assembly